Messenger RNA from Triticum dicoccoides, 1785 nucleotides. RefSeq names its product wall-associated receptor kinase-like 20. Gene Ontology annotation, molecular function: protein kinase activity; ATP binding. NCBI's taxonomy places the organism in Eukaryota, Viridiplantae, Streptophyta, Magnoliopsida, Poales, Poaceae. The coding region runs from base 537 to 1463 and encodes 308 amino acids. The record is from RefSeq and is a predicted model, not a curated record. Gene Ontology annotation, biological process: protein phosphorylation. The transcript has 8 exons.
UGCCUCCCCUGCUUUUCGCUGCUUCUCCACCUCCCCUGUUUUCCUCAUGCAUGGAUUCUUGCCGCCCAGCUCUCCCUGCAUAAGUUUCUUCUCUUCUUCCAAGAUGAUGUUUCUGCUAAUCAAACAUGCUUCUUCUCAUCUUCCGUCAUAGUAAUCUGGAUGUUCCUUGCACACUUUUCAUGCUUGAUUUUGGUUUUUUCCUCUCCUGAUUCAUCGCCCUGAACCAAGCAGGAAUUUUGUCCUUGUUGUUGUGGCAGGAUAGGGACGAGGAGGGAGAAGAAGGGGAUAAAAGUCUUGUGACAUGGCUUCGCCGUUUGAUCCUGCUCCUGUGCCUGGAGGGAGAUGACGACACGAGGCCUCGUCAAUCUUCAGACAUUCUUGCAGUAGCUCUAGGAGGAGCUGCAGGAGGUUUGGCAUUAGUUGGUGCCAUCACACUCAUUGUAGUGCUAUGCCUACGGCACCGCAGAAGGAAUUCAGAUUCUUCAGAGAGUAAUUCGUCGGGUCAAGCUCUUUCAGACGUGCAAGGAGCAAGAUGUAUGACACUGGAGGAACUAAGGUCUGCUACAAAUAACUUCAGCAGCUCGAAUCUCGUCGGACAUGGAAUGUUUGGAGAAGUAUACAACGGUUUGCUACAGGAUGGCACAAUUAUAGCGGUUAAAAGGCGGCAUUCUCCUCCUAGCCAGGAGUUUCUUCAUGAGGUUAAUUACCUGUCGUCGAUCCGUCGUCACCCCAACCUUGUAAAUCUCUUGGGGUAUUGCCAGGACAAUGGCAUGCAGAUGCUUGUUUAUCAGUAUGUCCCCAAUGGCAGCAUUUCUACGCAUUUGCAUGGCAACGGCAAUUCUCCAACGGUGAGGCUAGAAUUCAAGCAGAGACUUGCUAUUGCUCAUGGAACCGCUAAGGGGUUGAGUCACCUGCAUUCCAUGACCCCUCCUGCUGUUCACAUGAACUUCAAAACUGCUAAUGUCCUGGUGGAUGCGGAUUUCGUACCAAAAGUUGCUGAUACUGGCAUCCGAGGCCUACUUGAUCGACUAGGCAAUGCUGGGCCGCCUUCAAUGAUAUUCAAUGAUCCAUUCGUCGACCCCCGGGGGAAGGAGUCCAUGAUUUUUUCCAUACAGAGUGAUGUCUACAGUUUUGGUGUGUUCCUUGUGGAGUUGAUCAGUGGAAGGACGGCUGCGUCUGAUCAAGGCAUUAUUGAAUGGGUUCAAAACUUUCAAGAAUCAAGUGAUAUCUCUACAAUAGCAGAUAGGAGAAUGACCAGUGGCUUUACCCCACAAGGCAUGAAGGAAUUGUUGCGCUUGGCAUUGCGGUGCGUGAACCCGACAAGCGAGAAUCGUCCGUCGAUGAGCCUGGUGGAAGCUGAGAUACACCGGAUACGCGAGCAGGAGAUCAGGAGGACGACAGGCAUGCCAGUGGGCGACACAACUGUGACCCUAGGCAGCCAGCUCUUCACAUCACCAAGAUGAAGAAGCAUGGAAAGUUAUAGCAUUUCAAAGGCUAAGCUAGGUUUCCUCUUUCAGGGUUAUAGAUUAGCUAUUCUAGCUCCAAUUUUGCCCCAUUAGUUUCUUCUCAUAUUGAGCCAGCUCAUCACCAGCUGUGCAACUCAAGUGUACAAAAAAGGAGGAGCUGUUAGGCUUCCCUUUUCACCCCUGGUUUAUUUUCUUCGUUAUUCAACAUAGGGUUUCAACUUGUACAAAAAAGAAUGACAAUUCUUUUUUGCUAGACUUUUGUAACACCGAGAGAGUAGCGCCAAACUGGUAACUUUAUAUAUCUCUACAAUUUUAGACA